AUGAGGUUAGGCACAGUGGAGCUAGUCCUACCCCCAUUAUUUUCAUACAAACUCCACUUCCCAACUCCUAAACUUCAAGAAGCCGCCGGACCAACCCCGCCGCGUCGCCGCCACAAUUGGGUCGUUUAUUCAAGCCGUCAAAAACCGCCGGUUCCAAUAUCUAGCAACAUCAACGAGACGGCCUUAAGGGGAGGAUUGUGGCCACCACGUUUUGACAUCUUGUGGAGUUUGCUUUCUAGACUUGUCUCUUUUUACUUGCUAUCUCUCAAUCUGGCUGCUGCAGCCUCGGAUUAUCCUACUCCCUCUACUUAUCCCUGUGAAGACAUUAGCAAUUACUAUGCUCCCGUGAAGAAUUUGGGAUUAACUGGUGAAGCACUCAAGAGACACUUGAAUAGCAUCAUUUCCCCUCACCAUGCCUUGUCCUACCGAGAGGUGUGGGAUGCCCUUAAGGUUCUUGAUGCUGCUGAUGUUGAUAACCCAGAAGCUUCAUCCGAAAUAGUUGAAAUUUACUCCUUGAGAAUUGUCCCAAAACGAUUAUCUGGAAAACCAGAGGGAUGGAACAGAGAACAUCUAUGGCCUCGUUCUUAUGGGCUGACUAAAGGUCCAUCUUUGACUGAUCUGCAUAACAUUCGCCCUGCUGAUGUAAAUGUCAAUUCAUCAAGGGGAAACAAGUAUUAUGGUGAAUGUAUUAUUACUAGCUCAACCAAAUGUUUGAGGCCAGCUAACAAAGAAGCUGCUUUCGACACUGAAUCAGACAAGCAGAGGUGGGCACCACCUAUGCAGGUGAGAGGGGAUAUAGCAAGGGCGUUAAUGUACAUGGCUGUCUGUUAUGGGUUCCAGCAACCAGGGGAAAGUCCAGGUCUUCGACUCUCGGAUAAUCCUAAUAUUGAAAACAGGGAGAUGGGACUCCUUUCCACUUUAUUAAAAUGGAAUGAGGUUGAUCCACCUUCGAGGGAAGAAAAACUGAGAAAUGAAAGGAUCUGCAAAUUUUAUCAGCAUAAUCGGAAUCCUUUUGUUGAUCAUCCGGAGUAUGCCAAUCUUAUAUGGAAGCAAGCUUAUUCAACACAUGCUCCUCAUAAUAACCCCCAGCAAUAG
Sphenostylis stenocarpa is the source of this 1095-nucleotide messenger RNA. Lineage: Eukaryota; Viridiplantae; Streptophyta; Magnoliopsida; Fabales; Fabaceae. The record is from the annotation of a GenBank genome assembly.